AUGGCUGCACGGCUGUCCCGGACUGUAAUGCAAAGGAAUGGCAGCCGGCUGCUUCAGCUCUGCUUCAGGGGGAAGGGGUAUACUUCCUCUGCCUCUGGGACCCUCUCUGCCUUCCAGGACAAGCCUCGGAGUGUGGAGGAACUCCCACAUAGCAGCUCCUUGAGGAUGAUUUACAGAUUGGUGUUUCAGGGUUUCUACAAGCGUUUACAUGAGCUACAGAUUUAUGAAAAGCAGCUAUAUGGGCCCUUAUACAAAGACGGAAUGAAGGCAGUGUCCCUGAACACUCCACAGCUGCUUGAGGAACUCAUGAGGAACGAGGACAAGUACCCCUGCCGAGGAGACAUGUCUUUUUGGAAAGAUUAUCGCGACAUGAGAGGAUUUGGCUAUGGACCUUUCACUGAGGAGGGAGAGAGGUGGCACAAUCUGAGGGUCAUGUUGAACAAGCGCAUGCUGCAUCCAAAGGAUUCGGCCCAGUACGGCAGCGUUAUCAAUGAUGUGGUGACAGACUUCGCCAAGAGGAUCUACUAUCUGCGCCAGUGCAGCGCGACGGGAGAUUUGGUGACCAACUUGGCCAAUGAACUCUAUCAGUUCUCACUGGAGGGUAUUGCCUCCAUACUGUUUGAGACGAGGAUUGGCUGUCUGGAAAAGGAAAUCCCUGCAGGUACACAGGACUUCAUCAAUUCCAUAGCCCAGAUGUUCUCCAACAGUUUUGCUGUGGUGUUGGCGCCCAAGUGGAGCCGCAAUCUACUUCCCUACUGGGGACGCUACAUCGCUGGAUGGGAGGGUAUCUUCAGCUUUGGUAAACAAUUGAUCGACAAGAAGAUGGAGAUCAUUCAGCAGCGCAUCGACAACAACCAGGAGGUGGAGGGCGAAUAUCUGACAUACCUCUUAUCAAACACUCAGAUGAGCACUAAAGAUAUAUACGGCAGUGUCACUGAGCUUCUGUUAGCCGGAGUGGACACAACAUCCAACACCCUCACAUGGACUUUGCACCUGCUGUCCAAGCACCCACAAGUCCAGGACAGACUUUAUAAAGAAGUGUCCACAUUGGUACCAGCAGACCAGAUCCCCUCCGCUGAGCAGGUUACUGCCAUGCCUUAUUUAAGGGCUAUAAUUAAGGAAGCACUGAGGAUGUACCCUGUGGUUCCUACAAACGCAAGGAUCCAUGCAGAAAAGGAUCUUAUUAUCGGUGGAUUUAAAUUCUCAAAGAACACCGCUUUCAAGAUUUCCCACUAUGCCAUCAGUCAUGAUGAGGAAGUAUUCCCUGACCCGUUCACAUUUAAGCCAGAGAGAUGGCUCCGUGAUGGCCGAAAGAGGCCACACGCCUUUGGCUCCAUCCCGUUUGGCUUCGGAGUGAGAAGCUGUGUCGGCCGCCGGAUUGCUGAACUAGAGAUGUAUAUGCUUCUUGUGCGGCUCAUCAGGCAGUUUGAAAUCCAACCAGAUCCCACAAUCAAAGAGGUGAAAUGCCUCAACCGCACUGUUCUGGUACCAGACCGACCAAUAAACCUACACUUCGUGGACAGAGGAAGUGGAAAUGCAGCUUGA
This is a messenger RNA of Scomber japonicus (chub mackerel), 1545 nucleotides long. Its product is annotated as sterol 26-hydroxylase, mitochondrial. Gene Ontology annotation, cellular component: mitochondrial inner membrane. The transcript is spliced from 9 exons. The record is from RefSeq and is a predicted model, not a curated record. Gene Ontology annotation, molecular function: iron ion binding; heme binding; oxidoreductase activity, acting on paired donors, with incorporation or reduction of molecular oxygen. Gene Ontology annotation, biological process: C21-steroid hormone biosynthetic process; cholesterol metabolic process; cortisol metabolic process. NCBI's taxonomy places the organism in Eukaryota, Metazoa, Chordata, Actinopteri, Scombriformes, Scombridae. Bases 1 to 1545 code for a protein of 514 amino acids.